Messenger RNA from Epinephelus lanceolatus (giant grouper), 5772 nucleotides. It is a transcript of the gene syt9b, whose product is annotated as synaptotagmin IXb. Gene Ontology annotation, biological process: calcium-ion regulated exocytosis. Gene Ontology annotation, molecular function: calcium-dependent phospholipid binding; calcium ion binding; clathrin binding. Lineage: Eukaryota; Metazoa; Chordata; Actinopteri; Perciformes; Serranidae. The record is from RefSeq and is a predicted model, not a curated record. Gene Ontology annotation, cellular component: plasma membrane; dense core granule; exocytic vesicle.
UGCGCUGAGAGAUAAUUGAGCGCAGUGAAAGCCGAGCAUUCAUUCAAGGACCUUGACUGGCGCUGCUGAAGCCUCGAGGCUCAGGAGUGAUUCAGCAGCGAGCAGGAGAUAGACGGGAAAGUAAGACCGAAAGAAAGGAGAGAAUAGAAGAACAGGAAAAAAAAGAGGAGGAGGAGGAGAGCGUGAGUUGCGCGCUCCAUUGGCGCCUUAUUUCACUGCUGAACAACAAAACUAUGCGAAAGAGGAUUUUCAACCCAUGAAAACUUCUCUUCUCUUUGCCAAAACCUCAAGCAUUUACUCCAAAUCCACCAAAACUUUGGACUUCAUCGGAUAUUGCGGAUACGUCGAGCGCACCGGAGCUAUCCAGGGGUGUAGCCGUGCUGAUUCUGGUGCGUCUUUGCGCUGGUAGAGGCUGCGAGUGUGUGUGAGCGUGUGUGUGUGUGAGAGAGAGGUGGUGGAGGAUCAGCCGGAGUGGCCGACCAGUCAGAAGGAUGCUGGAGGGCAAUGCCUGCAGAAAGAGAGGAUGAGAUUUGUCGAAAGGCGCUGGAACUGCUCUCCGACCUGUGCUCCAAGGGAGAGGUACAGGACGACCACUGCCUGGAUUUCAUUUACUACUUCAGGGACCUGGCCAGACCGCGUUACACGGACUCAGAUGUAUCGGUAAGCCUGUUGUCCCUGCUGGUGACCACCUGUGGUUUGGCUCUCUUCAGCGUCUCCCUCUUUGUCUCAUGGAAGUUGUGCUGGGUGCCACUGAGUGGCCGCUUCCUCCCAGAUGUCCUCAAGGGGGCCCACUUCUUGGGAGGAGACCAACAGCCUGUCCUCACAGAAGUGGACGGGGAGGACAGAGAGUACAGCGAAGAUGGCUGUGUGAAGGAGCCCUCAGGACCCCCCUCGGCAGUGGCUGUCCCAGAGACAGGCUUAAAGAUAAGCCACACAUCGCCUGACAUUCCCCUGGAGACCCAGACCAAGGUGGAGAAAAACCAGGUCCACACUCUGGCGAGGGACAGGGUCCAGAGACAGAUUACGGAGCCUACGUCGUCUGUACGGCACAACUCCAUCCGUCGUCAGAUGAACUUGUCCAAUCCGGACUUCAACCCAGCUCAGUUUCAGCGCCAAGAGUCUCUUUCUGGUUUGGGCCGAAUCAAACCAGAACUCUACAAGCAGCGCUCGGUGGACGCAGAAGAUGGUCGUCGCACUGACAGCUGUGGGCGUCUCCUCUUUGUCCUGAAGUUUGACUUUGACCUGGAGCAGCUGAUCGUGAAGAUCCACAAGGCCCAGGACCUUCCCGCCAAGGACUUCUCAGGGACCUCCGAUCCUUACGUCAAGAUCUAUCUGCUGCCCGACCGCAAAACCAAGCACCAGACCAAGGUGCACCGCAAGACACUUAACCCAGUGUUCGAUGAGGUGUUUCUCUUUCCUGUGGCGUACGCCGAGCUGACGAGCCGUAAGCUGCACUUCAGCGUCUACGACUUUGACAGGUUCUCUCGCCAUGACUUGAUUGGCCAAGUGGUGGUGGACAACUUCCUGGAUCUGGCCGACUUUCCCCGGGAGACAAAACUGUGCCGGGACAUACAAUAUGUAACCUCGGACAAUGUGGACCUAGGAGAACUGAUGUUCUCAUUGUGCUAUCUCCCUACGGCUGGCAGGCUCACCAUCACCAUGAUCAAAGCCAGAAAUCUCAAAGCCAUGGACAUCACUGGGGCUUCAGAUCCAUAUGUGAAAGUGUCCCUGAUGUGUGAUGGCCGUAGGCUAAAGAAGAGGAAGACAUCAACCAAGCGAAACACUUUGAACCCAGUGUACAAUGAAGCCAUUGUGUUUGAUGUUCCUCCUGAGAACAUCGACCAGAUCAGCCUGCUCAUAGCUGUCAUGGACUAUGAUCGGGUUGGACAUAAUGAAGUCAUCGGGGUAUGCAGGGUGGGCAAUGAGGCAGAGAGCCUGGGGCGAGACCACUGGAAUGAGAUGAUGACAUACCCACGGAAGCCCAUUGCACACUGGCACCCACUCAUAGAGUGGGUUGGACAGGGAGCGACGGGGAGUGGAAGCCAAGGAGGAUCCACCAAUUCCCUGAAGACACCACCAUCGCCAUGACCACACAGACACCCCAACCUACACUCACACAAACACAGACACACACACAGAGCCUCAGGGUGGUAGACCGAUAGAUGAUGGACAUGCAGAUAGUCCUAUUGAAAUGUUUAAAAAUGCAGUACAAGGUUUGACUAACAAGUGACUACAGUAGAAACAUCAGCUAAAAGCCAUUAAACUGGUGUGUCAUUAGACUGAGUGUGCUAAGACUGCUGCAAAAGCUAAUGCCCACUUCUUUCCUCCCCUUGUGUCUUCACAACCAAAAAAAUCACUUAACUACAUUCCAACUGAAUUACUACAGUACUUUCAUUUGUCAUUUUGAGUUGUUACUGACAGUAUUAACAGGUUGAGAUUAUCUAACAGGUCAAGCUUUUUUAACAAAUUGCAGUUUGUGGACCAAAAUAAUUAAUUUUUAGGCCAAUGUGUGAAGCUGUAACUUGUGAUUUGUGUGAGUGAUAGGCUAUCAUAGACACAGUAAGAGUUAAACAUUUGAGGUUACAGAAUUAGAAACAACAGAGAGGGCAUUCCUGUUCAAAUCAACAGAGUUGAAUCAGCUCUUUUGUUUUGCUGUUGUGUCGAACAGUCAAACUACUCUUGCAUUGGUAAAGUGCUGCCUAGACUCUGUGGCAGCCAUAGCAGACAUAGACAAAGGAGAUUUUCUUUGUGUAAGCCUUAGUUUUACCUUUAUGGGCGACUUUCUCACAGGACAUUUCCUGCAGAGAUGUAAACCGAAGAGAAUUUGCUCCAAGAAUGUGUAAAGCAGCUGAAAGAGGAAUCAGACAGUGUUUUAUUUACUGCAUGUUAAAUCGUCAUACUCUGUUAACAGGGUGUGGUCAAAAUAAAGAAAACACAGGUGUUGGGGGUGCCAAAGAAAGUGGCAUGUUUUUCUGGCAAAAGGGCAUAAUCUCUGAGUACGACUGCUAAUGAUUCUCAGUGAUAUUCUUGGCUUCUGAGUUGAAGGAUUAUUCUGUUUUUUUUAAAACUUGAGUAUUAUAUAUGAUGUAAUGUAUAUAUAUGAUGACCCAUAUAAGAUAUAACACCAACAAACACAAAAAAUUAAAAAACACCUUUAGGCUACAAAAUAAAAUGUAUUAACAUGUCAGAGUACCCACUAGUGAAACAACACACCGUCUCAACACCACAGAGCUCUCAUGUCCGCACCAACAAUAAAUUCAUUUUCUGUAGUCAGACAUUUGCAGCCUAAGCAUACAAGUGAUUUUCAAUAGACAACAAAAACAACUGCCUUCUCUCGUUUAGCUUCACUAGCAUUAACCAGAAAAGAGGGCAAAACUCAAGCAAUUAAACAAGUUACAGAUAUUAAACAGCCUAACACUUCUAAUGAAAUGAACAGCAGAAUAAAGCAUCACUAAGACUGACAAUACAGAUAUUAUAAAAACAUAAACUCAACAGUGAAUGCAGCCUAUAAGCACACUUAUAUAAAAGCAAAGAGAGAACUGCACAGUUUUGGCACACUGUGUGGCGCACACACAAAACGCAGUCUGGUCUCACAGAAAUACAUGAAAUGACCACAAUCUCAUAACAGCUUUCAUUACUUAACAUGGUGGUGGCGGCACAUAAUGUGUUGACAUGCUGGCACCAAAGAAACAGUGCCAAUGGAAAGUCAAUCAGGAUCCUUUGUUGUGGUGGACACAAGAAUUCCCUAGUUCAACGGCGUCAUGCAGUGAGCGGUGGUUAAUGCUACGACCCCAUAGAUAGUGAAAAGAGUGGAAAAAGUCAGAGUAAGGAGGAGGUCCAGGAGGUGGAUGGGUCAAACAAAGCAGGACUUUCACCAAGGAGACCACUGUUUGUGUCCUGUGUAAAAACAAUAAGUCAACGUUGACUUCUUCUAACUUAACAUACUUACAUUCUUCUCGCUACAUGAUGUACUGACGUCACAUUAUGACAUACAUACAUAACAAACACUUAUUUUAACCAAAAACAUACUCUUUUUCUAAACCUAACCAAAGUAGUUUUUGUGCCUAAACCGAAUUGUGCCACCACCACAUAAUGCCACGCCAAGAAGUUGUGGUCAUUUCUUGUAAUUCUGUUAGAUCAUGUUGCUCCCGAGGCAACAGUCUGGUUGUUAUCGUUUUCAGCUGGAGAGAGAGUUGUUAUUGUUCUCAACUGUCUGACCAUACUGUAUUCUGUGAGUGGGACAGACAAAAGCAGGUGCACUCCUUAGUUCAAUUUUUGGUCUCCACCAACUCUUGAGGGAAUUUCUGGCCCCACUAACACCCACUAACAUCUGGCUUAUGUCUUUAGUGGGAAAGGUUACAACUGCUAUUUCUACCCGGGACAAAUAACUUAGCAGUAGUCACAGGCUCAGAUUGGCAGUGAUGGAAAUACUACACUCGUGUGGACGUGCUAAUCUUUGCCCCUCAUCUGGUGUGAUUCAAUGACACGCUACCACUAAAUGCUGCCAAUCUCAGUCAAAGUAGCGGCCAAACUCAGUUUCAAAGUUUGCACCAAGAUUUAAAGAGAGACUGAAUAAGUAACAAAAGAGUAACCACCUUAUCAUUUUCACUGGCCUCCAUGCUGCUUUCUAUUGUUUACUAACCCUGUUUAUUGGGGUGUUCAUGGCACAGGACGUGGCACACCAGUAAAAAAGCAGAGGCAUACUCCUCUAAUGCAGAGCUGUUUACACCCCUCUGGUCUACUGGCACCGGGAAAGGAGUCUAUCGCCUAUUUUUAUCAGGGUUUCUCACAUUAUAAAAAAACACAUAUAUGCGCUAUACACAUUAAUUUUGGUGCAAAAAGGGCAUAAGAAGAGCUGUAGGGUCCUUGGGGGCUUGGAAAGAAAAGAUGAACCCAAUGUGUUACCUGAACUGUCUGCUGUAAACAGUUUACAGACUUACUUCCUGGUUUAACUUUGCCCCUACUGUACUUGACUCAGUUGUGCGUAAUUUUCAUGUGGAAUGUGGUACUGUUACCAAUUUUUAUCAUGCACUUUCUUCAGGAGCUUUGACCUCAGAAUCAAGUGGUUUAGAUAUUCUGGAUAAACUGUUGACCAAUCUGACUGCACAUUAUUUUUGCCCAACCUGACAUCCUAACAAUGGUGACAUGUACCCAGAUCUCAGCAAGUAAAUACAAUGUGAUAGUGGCUGAUAGAAAUGAUGGACAAAUCCAAGACAGUGAGACAAAAAUGUAAAAACAACAAUAUUCUCUUAUGGUUCCAGAUGCGGGUGUACACUCUUUAAAAAGCCUUGUUUUAUGGUUUACUUUAUCAAACCAGUGGGUAAAUAUUUUUGCCUUUGUGAUGGGGGGCUUUGCCAUUGUAAAUCCAACAAAUAAUGACAAUGAUCACUCAGAAUCAUGUUGUCAGUAGGGAUUAGUCUUUCCUUUGCCAUGAAAUAAGUGACUGAAUUGUUUCCAUUCUGAAAAAAACUUGCAGCAGCCCGAUCCAACUGUAAUGGGACUUAAUGUUAUCCAUUUAGACCACACCCUGCUGUUGUUUUGAUAAGUCAGUGUUUGUUUUUUUCAAAACUGAGAUUAAUACCAGUAUUGUUUAUGUCUUUGUAUUGGACACUGUCACAGAUAACAAUGACAAUUUCCUCUGUGUUUUAAGGUACAGUGCAUGCAUCAUUUUUCUGUGAGUCAUUUUUAAAUCUCUUCUGUUGUGAGAUACUAACCAAAUUGUAAACACAAGAUGUAUUAUGAACUUAAGGCAGGCUGUGUAAACUGUCCAUU